This is a messenger RNA of Chanos chanos (milkfish), 4204 nucleotides long. RefSeq names its product arrestin domain containing 3a (gene arrdc3a). The transcript is spliced from 8 exons. The coding region runs from base 161 to 1405 and encodes 414 amino acids. Lineage: Eukaryota; Metazoa; Chordata; Actinopteri; Gonorynchiformes; Chanidae. Gene Ontology annotation, biological process: protein transport. Gene Ontology annotation, cellular component: cytoplasm. The record is from RefSeq and is a predicted model, not a curated record.
CUAAACCCUGAGACACGAUAACAGCAUCGUUGCUGUUAUUCUGCUCUCACACCUCAAUGACACUGACUAGUGUUCAGCAUUGCUUUUUUCAUACGAGAUUAUUUUCAUAGACUUUUUUUUUUUGUUACUACGCAAUUUGUAGAUUUUAUUCGUUGCCACCAUGGUGCUAGGAAAAGUGAAGAGCUUCGUAGUAAGCUACGACUGUCUAAAUGACAGUAAUGUCCCUGUUUUUUCAAGUGGGGACUCCGUCUCAGGAAGGGUAAUCAUCGAGGUGACCGGAGAGAUUCGUGUGAAAUCUCUCAAGAUCCAUGCAAAGGGAUUUGCAAAAGUUCGUUGGACAGAAUCACGAAAUGCUGGAUCCAACACUGCCUAUACUCAGAACUACACAGAAGAAGUAGAGUAUCUCAAUCACAGAGAUAUCUUAAUCGGUCACGAAAGAGAUGAUGACAACUCAGAAGAGGGUCUCACCGCCAUUCCUUCGGGAAGACACGAGUAUGCAUUUAGCUUCGAGCUUCCACAAACACCUCUGGCUACCUCCUUUGAAGGGAAACAUGGGAGUGUGCGUUACUGGGUAAAAGCAGAACUGCACAGACCAUGGCUUCUGCCGAUGAAGACGAAGAAAGAAUUCACCGUCUUUGAACACAUCGACAUCAACACUCCCCUGCUGCUGUCACCCCAGGCAGGCACAAAAGACAAAACACUCUGCUGCUGGUUCUGUACCUCAGGUCCAAUAUCCUUAAGUGCCAAGAUAGAGAGGAAAGGAUAUACUCCAGGAGAGUCCAUUCAAAUCUUCGCCGAGAUCGAGAACUGUUCUUCCCGUAUGGUUGUGCCUAAGGCAGCCAUUUACCAGACCCAGACUUUCUACGCCAAAGGGAAAAUGAAGGAGAUCAAGCAGCUGGUGGCAAACCUGCGCGGAGAGUCUCUGUCCUCGGGAAAGACCGAGACGUGGAACGGAAAGAUGCUGAAAAUCCCUCCGGUAUCCCCUUCCAUCCUGGAUUGCAGCAUUAUCCGAGUGGAGUACUCCCUCAUGGUCUAUGUAGACAUCCCAGGUGCAGUGAACCUGUCCCUCAACCUGCCUCUGGUCAUCGGAACCAUCCCCCUCCACCCUUUCGGCAGUCGGACGUCAUCUGUCAGCAGCCAGUGUAGCAUGGCUAUGAGCUGGCUAGGCCUGACUCUUCCAGAAAGACCUGAAGCCCCUCCAAGCUACUCUGAGGUUGUGACGGAGGAACAGAGACAGAGCUGUCUAGAAGUUUCUGCAGGCAGGGAGGACUACGAGAGUCCGCUGUUUGCCUACAUCCAAGAGUUCCGUUUCCAACCUCCUCCACCCUACUCAGAAAUUGAUCCAAAUCCGGAUCAGUGCAGGCGUACGGAGGAGCGCCGGCCCGACACUUGUCCAUCACGCUGAAGGACUCGACAGCUUUCGCCCGGAGCGGUCGGGCCGAGGUCACUUUUUUUCUUUCCGUUUUCUUCCCGGCGACGGUGCAACUCUUUCGCUCCGCUGUCGACGUUGAGAGAAAACGAAACCCGUGGGGAGAGAGUGAGGGAGAGAGAGAGAAAACCAAGGUGGAGGAAAGCAGAAUAUAUAUUUUUUUUUUACAGGAAUCUGCUGUCGCAUCACUUCCUGCCUGCCGACAGGGCCCGACGGACACAAAAGCUAAUCUGUGUAGGACCCUGCAGACAGCAGUUGGUCUUCGGGCUGGACCUUGGCGCCAGAGUUUCGUCUGCUUGAUCAUCACUCGCGCUUCUUUCUUUUUUCUGUAACUGUGGCACAUACUAGCGUCUGUGGCUAACGCGGAGCGGUAUACAGAGUACGUAUCAGAAAAAGAGAAAAAUAUCCCCAGAAAAAAAAAAACAAACUCUAUAACCACCAUCAACAGUACAAUGGAGAGAUACAGGCCUCCUCCUGCCUCAGUUUUGGAUUUUUGCACAUCAAUUUUUUUUUUUCCUUUUGCUUGAGUUCUGUGGCUCAGUUUAAAAAUCACUAAUUGUUUUUGUUUGUUUGUUUGUUUGUUUGUUUUCUGCCUCUCAAUAUGUUGGACUACGUCUCUCUAUUUAUCCGCACAAAUAUGAACAACGCAGAGAACAGAAAUCAAAGAAAAGAAGAAGAAAAAGACUGAAAAAAAGGACUGAUGUAAUGCACUGAUCUCAUUUAAGCUGUUCAGACAUUUUGUUUGGUUCUUUGUGAGGGUUUUUUUUUUUGUUGUUGUUGCUGUUGUUGUUGUUGUUGUUGUUCCUCGAUUGCAUUUCCUUAAGGACGCACUGCCUACAGCAGAUUUAACGCAGCAACACGCACUAAUACUGAAGGCAUUUUUUCUCAGCGUCGCCUGUUUGGACUAUUAUCCAAUCACGGCUUUCGAUUCUGUACCCGUGCGCACGUGUUUUUAAGUUUGUAGAAUGCCUUUUUUUGCCAAUAUCUGCUAGGUGUUUUUUUGUUUGUUUUCUUUGAGUGCAUGUUAUUUGGUGGAAGAGACAAGAACUUGCAACUUUUGCAUGUGUGCGCUGGGUGGAGAGAGAGAUAAAACAAGGGUGUGGACCCAUCAGGCUGCCCCCAGACCCCCAACCCCCAUGCUCGCCCCCACCCGAACAGAAUGUUGCCUUUCUAUAGCUAAACGUAGAGCAGAGCAGUCACUAUACAGUACUGCCUAGAAAAAAAAAAACCCCACCAAGACUCAGGAGACACUCUCAUUUGCCAAAUGGUUGGAAACAAAAGAAAAAAACUUAAAAAAAAAAAAAAAAAGAUAUGUACUAUGUUUCAAUUGCACUGUUUGAAAGAGUGACAGAAGGUAGCUGAGAGAGAAACUCACUUAGAGAAACACAAAAAAAGAGAGAGGAGAUGAACAGAAAACUGCCUUGCAUUUUGGGUUUUUGUAGAAAAAAAAAAAAAAAAAACGACAUUCCCUUUUUGUCCUGCUACGUGGGCAGAUUCCGUUUACCGCAACCUUUCUCCAGACCAGUGAAGCUAGACGUGAACAGAAGUAGUGGAUGAAAAAGAAAAAAAAAAAUGAACAUGGCAGGAUUUGGCCAUGAAGGCACAGAGGUUUCCUAAGCUGAGGAAACAGACGUCUCUUAAGCUUGGCAAACCCUUGGCCAGAGCCCAGACGUCUCUUGUUGACAUGAGGAAUACAUUGGUUUUAAAACUCAUUCAACACUGAAGCUAGGUCAAAGCUUGUUUCCUACAGAGCCUUAAAUGUAAAGCACUUUUUAUAUAUAUUAAAAAAAAUAAAUAAGAGAGGGGAGAGGCCUGUUCAUUUCUGGUUGAGGUCUGGAAAAAGCUUGUUAUUCCUUGGUGAUUUAAAAGAACACUGUUUUAAACAAUUUCUUCCACUCACAAGCUAUGACAAAACAAAACUCAUCUUUAUAGUUAAGCAGUGUGUGUGUGUGUGUGUGUGCGCGCGUGUGUGUGCAUGGUGUUGAGAAGGCAAGUGUGCGUGAUGUCUUAGUAGUGCUUCUAAUACAAACUUCAAACUAUUUCAAGUGGUCUUAACUGGGUGGCCUUGUGUUCAGUUCAGAGCGGAUGGUGGUCAUUGAUCUACAUACAGGACGUGACAGACAAGCUUCAUACUGUCUCUUCAGCUUGAAAAUCAUGCUCUUUGUAAAAGGGACAAAAAGGGAAAAACAGAUAGUCCUUUAAAAACGAGCAUUGACCCUUAAAUACACACUACUCUCAUUCGUUUAUGGGUUCAAUCAUAGUUUUGGUUUUAUUAUUUUUAUUGUUGUUAUUAUGGGCAUUGAAAAAAAUAUUUUUUUUCCCAGUUAGACAAGUUUCCGUGCAGUUUUGUUCAACUCCUCUCUCUUUAUUUUUGGGAUCAAUGGUUGACGUGUAGCACAGGCUUCUGGAGAAAGGGGGUUUAUCAAUCAGCAAACAGAGCUCAUUUUUCCUAACAAAAAAACGACCCUCUUUCUCUUAUGCGUUAUUAUAUUUUGUUCAUUGGUUUUUUUUUUUUCCGUUCUUGUUUUGUUGGCACUAAUCUUACGGCUUUGCAAAAUCUUUACGAUUUUGACCACAGUUAAAAGGAUAAGCUUGAAAUAUGUUUUUUUUCUUUUUUUCUUUCUUUCUUUGGAUGGUCAAUUCCACAGUCCAGAGUAAGACCUUCCAAACAGUCCAGUGUUAAAGCUAAACCCGUGACCCCCAUCAGGAAAGAAAAAAAAAUUGGGGAGGGAUCUGGUGUGUGUUUUAGAAACAAAGGUGCAAUAUUAUUUGUUU